UCACAUCAAAAUUGCACUACUUCUCAAAUUCCCAUCAUCACAAAAUAAAUCAAAACAAUGGAGAAGCUAAAAACAUCUCUAAUUUUCUUGACAUUUUCAUGCAUUUUCAUAUCCACCCCUACAGCACAUGCUGACAAACAAAUCCCCGACAACGGCACCAAAAAUUCGUGGUUCGAAAACAUCUGCAAAGGACGGGAAAACAUUGCCAAACUCCAUUUCUACGUUCAAGACGUACGAAGCGGUCCGAACACCACCGCGUUCAACGUCGCUAGCUCCGCGGUCGCCUCGCCCGGCUCUUUGACGAGGUUCGCCGAAGUCAACGUCUUGGACGACAAGCUGACGGCGGCGCCGGAGCUCGACUCCGAGGAAAUCGGCAGAGUGCAGGGGCUCACGGCCUCCGCUGACAUGCGGGUUAGGGCUAUUUCCUUGUCCUUAAACUUCGUCUUCACGUCGGGGAAGUACAACGGCAGCACGAUCACCAUCGUCGGAAGGAACCAGCUCGGAGACAAACAACGUGAGCUGCCGGUGGUCGGUGGCACCGGCAUUUUCCGAUUUGCCCGUGGAUACGCUCUCACCACCACUUAUUUGAACGAUGCGGUGGCCAAUCGCACGGUGCUCGAAUACUCGAUUUACGUGACAAGCACGAUCGGAUGAGUGCGUGUGUAUAUUGAUGAUGUCAUUAUAUACGUAAUGUGACAUAACAUGCGUGGGGUAAUAUAGUUUGGAUGGGAGAUAUAGAGACUGUGUUGACUAAUAAUGUCUCUACUGAUCUUCAAUAGAAUAAUAAAUCAUGCUCAUUAGGGCUCGUUUGGUAUUGUCGUAUAAGAUGUGAUAUAUUUGAUUGAAAUGUUUUUUAUUGUAAGUCAUAUUAAUGUUAUAUUU
This is a messenger RNA of Salvia miltiorrhiza (redroot sage), 882 nucleotides long. RefSeq names its product dirigent protein 21-like. Lineage: Eukaryota; Viridiplantae; Streptophyta; Magnoliopsida; Lamiales; Lamiaceae. Bases 58 to 654 code for a protein of 198 amino acids. The record is from RefSeq and is a predicted model, not a curated record. The transcript has a single exon.